AUGGCUCCAGUGAUGUGUAUCGAUCAAGCGGAAUAUCCAACUUUAGCCAAAGUGUGCUUCACUACUCCAGCCAUCGAUAAUCAUGCACAUAACAUUUGUAAAGAAGAAACCAAUCAUAAAUACCCAAUCGAAUCGAUCUUCUCAGAAGCCGAAGGUACUGCAUUAACUAAUUAUGCUCAAACAAGUAUACCAGCUAUGACAGCAGCAAGUCAAUUAGCAACACUAUAUCUUUGUGAAUCAAAUUGGGACCAUUUGAAAGAAAUCGUUCUUGGUCAAUUAACUUUUGAAGAUCGAUGUAAAGUUUGUUUUGGUUACAGUAAAAUUGAGAUGGUACUCUUUGAUGAUUUACUGUUUGGUGCUCAAGAAGAUUGUAAUGGUUAUCAGUGGCAUGAUCAAUUUACUAAUAAGAAAAACAAACGAAUUGUUCGUUUAGAAGUUUUAAUGGAAGAUGCUAUCAGAUCCGUUUUCUUUGGUUCAAACAUCCAGACUGAAGUAAAUAUCGAAGCUUUAAAUAGGUGCCGUGAUGUUUUUGUUCGUGAAGUUUAUAAGUCAAUUAUGGACACUGAGGUGGUAGCCUUCAAGUCAAUCAUCUGUUAUAGAAGUGGUCUAGAUGUUUCACCACUUACCACACCUGAAGAGGCACUAAAACAAUUAGUUCCAUGGAUUGCUGGUCUUAGAAAUUCCUCUGACUCAACACUUCGAUUGAAUAAGCAAACAAAAUGUCUAAAUGAUUGGCUCUUAACAAAAGCUUUUGAAGAAAUCUCAACACAUCCUCGUGGAUCUGAUUUCAUUUUACCUGUUCAAUUCCACGUAGGAUUAGGAGAUAAAUCUGUUCAAUUAACUAAAAGUAGACCAUCAUAUUUGCAAACCCUAAUUGAACAUUUUCCAAACCUUCCAAUAGUUUUACUUCAUGCUUGUUAUCCUUUUACUCGUGAAGCAGGUUAUUUAGCUUCAGUUUAUGAGAACGUUUGGUUAGAUUUUGGUGAAAUCUUUCCUAUGAUUUCUACUAUUGGACAAAUAAGUGCGGUGAAAGAGAUGUUUGAAGUUUGUCCUACUGGUAAAUUGUUAUGGUCUAGUGAUGCUCAUUUUCAUCCUGAAGGGUUUUAUCUAGCUUCUUGUCAAGCCCGGACUGUACUAUAUCAUGUUUUGGUCGAGAUGAUUAAGAUCAAAAGUAUCGAUGAAAGUCAAGCAAACGAGAUUGUUAAGAAAGUUUUGUUUUUGAACUCGAACGGACUCUAUAGACUUGGUUUGUCUUUAGAAGACAGCAAGUAA
This is a messenger RNA of Melampsora larici-populina 98AG31, 1272 nucleotides long. RefSeq lists its product as uncharacterized. Gene Ontology annotation, molecular function: hydrolase activity. The record is from RefSeq and is a predicted model, not a curated record. The transcript is spliced from 8 exons. Bases 1 to 1272 code for a protein of 423 amino acids. Lineage: Eukaryota; Fungi; Basidiomycota; Pucciniomycetes; Pucciniales; Melampsoraceae.